Symbiodinium pilosum is the source of this 2673-nucleotide messenger RNA. The record is from the annotation of a GenBank genome assembly. NCBI's taxonomy places the organism in Eukaryota, Dinophyceae, Suessiales, Symbiodiniaceae.
AUGGGCUCACAUGCAGCCCAUCAUGGGCACACAACAUCCAGGCCAACAGACCUCUUCGGCUUCACGGAAAAGGAGUACGAUGAGGAGCCGGAGCUUGGACAAACUGGCCUCCGGGCUCUGGGAACCACUGUACUGGCUUCUGGAGAGCUGGAGUUCGAUGAGGAUCUCACUGCAAUCAAACACGACGAAGCCUUGUAUAGCGCCGUGAACACCAUGAAGCGCCACAAGACCAUAACUUACGAUGACAUUGUCUCUUCCCGAGGGGUUCCACAGAAUGUCUUCCUGGAGUAUGUGAAGUGGGAAAUUGACACGGAGAACACAUUUCUGGAGCUGCCGCUGACAAUCGUAGUGUUAGUGUCCUUCACGAUACUCGCCACAAACAUACUGCACCAAGAGCAGCUGUAUGCUAUUGAGGAGGCUUAUGAGCGAGACAUCAUCGAGAAUGCGAACUUUGCAUGGAGCGGUAACUUUGGCCACAAAGGGAUUGAGCAGGUCUUUUCCGUGGCCGACUUCUGGUCAUGGAUGCGGCUGGGGUUCCUUUCCCUCUUGGGUCGGUCGCAAUGGCUCUAUAGCGAAGCUGCUCCUGAUGUGUUUGGAGGUCCUGUCACAGCAGGAACCUCCUACAACGUCAGCUCCUUGCCACAAUCCUGGUUAUUUGCAGGCUAUCAGAAACCCACGCCGGUUGCAAAUGAUUAUUUGCAGUACGCAAAGCUCGUAAGCGGGGUCAGGAUGAGGCAGGCGGUUUCAGCUGCCGACUCGCAGUAUUGCAUAUACCCAAAUGCCUUGGACCCUCAACUCCAGAAUGAUUGGCUGCGGAAGCCCUGCUUCCCAUCAGAUCUUGGUGUGCUUUCUCCUGAAUUGCAAGAAGCAGAAAACUUCCAGGAACUCGUCCGUGAAGAGUUUUUGUUUCCAGAUCUUUCAAGCAUGGCCGAGAUGACCCGAAAGCUGCUGGACAUGGAGGAUGGUUGCCACUAUGCCUCUUUGUCCGGAGGCCAAGACAGCUGCCUGUGCAACUGGUGCAAGGUGCAAAGCCCACUGCAGCCCUGGAUAGAUGAAAGGACAGCGCGCAUUGAAAUAAGUAUGCUGCUGUUUAAUGCCCAGUAUGGAGCCUACACUUAUGUGUCUGUCAAUUUCAUGCUGAAUCGUGGAGGGCACAUCCACGCCUUCAUGCACUGCUUAUCAGCAUUUGUCAGUCCAUUUCUACGGCCUUUCUCUGAGCUUGUUUUGACAAUCAUCGCAGCGAUUCUGUGGAUAGCUGCACUGCUGUACGCAGCUGUCGCAGAGAUCUGGGAAAUGAUUCACACGGUACGUCACUCCAGCAAUCGCUUUUACCGAGCAUUGUGGCAAGAAUACCUGGGCUUUUGGAAUUUCGUUGACUGGGCAUCAGUGCUUGUUGGAACCCUGACCAUCGGCUUUUGGAUACAAGGUCGACUGGCAGUGGCUGCACUCAACGAGCUACUGCCCUCCAUGAUUCAAGCCAGCCUUGCCCCAGACGCAGGGUACGAAGCGACUGCAAGAAGCAUCUUUGCGCGGGCCGAGGUGAUGAGUAAAGCCAAGAAAGACACGGAGUUCCAGAUGAUGAUCUAUCCGCUGAUCAUCAUGCUCAGGAUUUUUCGAUCAUUUGAGGCGCAGCCACGGCUGGCCAUAGUGACGGCUACCCUGAAGACCGCAGCUCCGGAUUUGGCCCACUUCUUCAUGAUCUUCUGGUGUGUAUACUUCUGCUUCGUUGUAAGCAGCCUGCUUUUUUUUGGCCAGGAUCUUGAAAGCUUCAGCACGCUUGACAGGGCGCUUCACACUUCGUUCCUUGCAAUGUUCGGGGACUGGGAUUGGCUUGGGAUGAGAGAGGUUGGUAUGAUGAGAUCAGCGGCCUGGUUCUGGCUCUUCAUGAUUGUCAUGGUCCUCUUCCUACUGAACAUGCUUCUUGCCAUUAUCAUGGAUGCCUAUCAAGUAGAGAAGUUCAAGGCCUCUGAUGCCACAACGCUCUGGCAGCAGGUUCUGGACAUGAUCCAACGUCGGCGGCAGUACCAACGCGGUGAGCGAGUGCGGCUCAGCGAUGUGUUUGAAGUCUUUCGGAAAGAGUUCAAAGGCAGAGAAAAGGAGAUGAUGUCAAGCGAGCGGAUUAUCUCUGUGGAGUAUCUCGUGACGCACGUUACUCGUAUGCCUUACAAGCAGGCCUACAAAACUCUUGUGAAUGCUCUGAAGAGAGAUGAGGAGCUGAGCAAUGGUUUCAUGAGUGAGGAGCAGGUGAACAAGCAAGUGGAGUCCACACUUGACACCUUCGCUGCCAAGAUUGCCGCAGUCAGAGAAGAUGUGGAAUUUGUUGCAGAUCAGCUCGACUUCUGGGACCGCCUUCAGGCUCCAGGCGAUUCCGAAUAUGAUUUCUACUUUGGGGCCGAAGGCCACACUCCUGAUGAGGCUUCCAAGCUCUGGAUACACAAUUCCAUCUCUUCAAUUUCUGUCGAGCUUCAGCAUCUCUUCAGCCGAGGGUUGCAAAGGAUCGGUGUUUGGCAAGACGAGUUUGAGUGCGAGCAGAGCGAGCUGAACGAGAAUCUCUUGGAGGUACACCAAGUCCUGCUGCAGUUGCAGGAUGCCAUAGUGUAUCUGCAAAUGAUUGUCGACUCCAUGGACAACAACAAGGAGGAUGUGCCCGGUGAGCCUCCGGUUGCCCCAUGA